This is a messenger RNA of Bombina bombina (fire-bellied toad), 1796 nucleotides long. RefSeq names its product nucleoside-triphosphatase, cancer-related (gene NTPCR). Gene Ontology annotation, molecular function: ATP hydrolysis activity. The transcript has 5 exons. The record is from RefSeq and is a predicted model, not a curated record. NCBI's taxonomy places the organism in Eukaryota, Metazoa, Chordata, Amphibia, Anura, Bombinatoridae. The coding region runs from base 91 to 663 and encodes 190 amino acids.
GUCUCUUCCUAUCUCUGCAUCAUUUCCUGCUCCUGUAAAGGAGGAGCUGCAGGGAAAAUCUACACAGCAGCAAAGGCAGCUGAAAGCACUAUGUAUAAGCACGUGUUCCUAACAGGGCCCCCAGGUGUUGGGAAAACGACCCUAAUUCAAAAAGCUUCUGAUGUUUUAAAAUCAUCUGGUGUUCCCAUUGACGGAUUUUACACAGAGGAAGUUAGACAAGGAGGCAGAAGAAUUGGAUUUGAUGUUGUAACAUUGUCAGGGAAACGUGGAAUCUUAUCAAGAAUUGGUUCUGAUUUACCUACAGGACGGCGAGAAUACAGAGUUGGGCAGUAUGUGGUGGACGUUAUAUCUUUUGAGACCCUUGCGCUUCCAAUACUUAACAAUGUUACAAGUACAAAUCCAAAACAAAAAACCUUGUGCGUAAUUGAUGAGAUUGGUAAAAUGGAGCUGUUCAGUCAAUCGUUCAUUCAUUCCGUACGUAAAACUCUGGACUGUCCUGGUGCUUUGGUGUUUGGAACUAUUCCAGUGCCCAAAGGAAAACCAAUACCUCUUGUUGAAGAGAUAAGAAGCAGGCGAGAUGUUAAAGUGUUUAAUAUUACAAAAGAAAAUAGAGAUGGCAUACUGCAAGAAAUACUGAAUGCUCUACAGGAAUAUAAUAAGUAAAUCAGAAAUCUGACCUUAUUAAUGAGAGAAAUAGUGUUUACGUUUCAACGGGAAUAUUAUACUUAUUUUACAGUUGGGCAAUUUGUUUUUGAAUUUUAUGUUACAAAUAGGUUUAUUUUAAUGCUUUGAAUAACUGUCUGUUAAAGGGCCAUAAUACCCAAAUGUUUAAACACUUGAAAGUGAUGCAGCAUAGCUGUAAAAAGCUGACUAGAAAAUAUCACCUGAACAUCACUAUGUAAAAAAGAAAGAUAUUUUACCUCAAAAGUUUCUCAGUAGCCACAUCACAUUGUAAAGGACGUCUAAGCAACAAAUUAGUAUGUCUGUCCCGGGACAGCGGAAGGAGCGAGCUUAUGUGCACUCUCAUCUUAUUUCCCUAUUCAGCUUAAGGAAGUUUACAAUGAAAUCUCAUGAGAGUUAAGUGAAAUCUCAUGAGAUCACAGUAAAAGAGUUCAUGACCUCAGCAUUGUUGAUGCUGAUUGGCUGCUGUUCAUUUCUUCAUUUUUUUUUCUUCUUUUACCUGCAGCUGAGCAGCAUCUGAGUAUAACUUUUUACACAGAACUUACUCUGCUGAGCUGAGGAAAUUGUGAGGUAAAAUAUCUUCCUUUUUUACAUAGAGAUGCUCAGGUGAUAUUUUCCUGUCAGCUUUUUACAGUUAUACUGCAUCAGUUUCAAGUCAUUUAGCAUAUGAGUAUUAUGUCCCUUUAAAUUAGAAACAAUAAUAUAAAAAAGAGGUGUUUGGUUAAAAGUGUUAUAGUUAUGAUUUAGAUAGAGAAUACAAUUUUAAACAACUUUCCAAUUUGCUUCAUUCUUUUGAAUCUUUUGUUGAAGGAGCAGCAAUGCACUACUGGGCGUUUUCUGACCACACCUAGUGAGCCAAUGAAAAGAGGCAUAUAUGUGCAGCCACCAAUCAGCAACUAGCUCCCAGUAGUACAUUGCUGCUCCUGAGCCUACCUAGGUAUGCUUUUCAAGAAAAAAAAUUAACAAGAACAAAGCAAACAUAGAAGUAAAUUGGAAAGUUGCUUAAAAUUGCCUGCUCUAUCAGAAACAUAAAAGUUUAAUUUUGACUUUACUGUACCUUUAAAUAUGUUCAACUGACAUUGUAUAAUAAAGUUGGAGCAAACUGAAUGUAUAAA